UUAAUUAAUAAUAAAAUUAAUUAAAUAUUUAUUAUUUAAUUAUUUUAAUUUACCAAGGUACACAGAAUAGAAUUAAUAAUAUUCGUAUCUUUUAAUUAAAAUUAAAAUCAUACAAAUGAGAUAAUUUUAUUUAUUUAUCAAACUAUGUACUUAUAGGAUAUAAGCUACAUUUUAAUCAUUUAUUCGUUCAGAGUUUGUUGACUUUAUGUAACUAUUUAUGUAAAUAUUUAAGAUAUAAUAUUCUAUAUAAAGUAUACUAAAUUAUAGGUAGGUAACUACAAAUUUAUUAUUUUUAAUAAUUUUUUAACUAAAUUCUUCAAAACCGUUAUUUAAAAUGAAUCCAAUUCAAAUAUCGAAUAUGAGACAAAAAACAAGUAUACUUGAUAAAUCUAUAAGUAAAGGUAAAGGUGAAAUAAACAUGAACUGUUUUGCAUUGAUGUUUUCUGAACUGGUACAGUACUGCCAAGGAAAGGCUCAUACAGUAAAUGAAUUACAAACGAGGUUGUCUGACUUAGGACAAGAAGUUGGCAUGAAAUUAAUAGAUUUACAUUUCUUACGUGAAAAAAACAGCAAACGUGAGAUAAAACUAUUGAACAUGCUGUUGUUUAUUAAAUCUACUUUUUGGAAAAGUUUCUUUGGUCGUGAAGCUGACAAAUUAGAACACUCAAAUGAUGAUGAUUCUACCUAUUAUAUAAUUGAAAAAGAACCAUUAGUAAAUAAAUUCAUUUCAGUUCCUAAAGAUAAAGGUAAUUUGAACUGUGCUGUAUUUGUCGGUGGCAUAAUUGAAGGAAUACUCAAUUCAUCAGGCUUUAAUGCAAAAGUCACUGCACAUUGGCACAAAGGUACUACUUACAUGGUAAAAUUUGAAGACCAUGUUAUAACCAGAGACAAACAAAUGGAUGAACGUUAAUAUUAUUUAAUCAAAGAUCUAUUUUUGUUUUGCUGUUAUCUGUACCAUGUAUAUAAAUUUGUUGUAAAUUAAAUAUUAUCUUUCAAAAUAAACUGAAUACAAUAUAAACAUUCACACUAAAUAAAGAA
Aphis gossypii (cotton aphid) is the source of this 1038-nucleotide messenger RNA. RefSeq names its product trafficking protein particle complex subunit 5 (gene Trs31). Bases 335 to 910 code for a protein of 191 amino acids. The transcript has 4 exons. Gene Ontology annotation, biological process: endoplasmic reticulum to Golgi vesicle-mediated transport. Gene Ontology annotation, cellular component: TRAPPIII protein complex; TRAPPII protein complex; TRAPPI protein complex. NCBI's taxonomy places the organism in Eukaryota, Metazoa, Arthropoda, Insecta, Hemiptera, Aphididae. The record is from RefSeq and is a predicted model, not a curated record.